AUGGCAGCAGAGUCGGCCGAGAAGUUGUCCAACCUGGAGAUCAGUACUUCCAACUUGGCUGCGCGUCUUGCGGCCAUCGAGGAUGCAGCUCUUGUGGGUCGGGUGGCGGCCCUCGAGGGUGCUUGCUUGGAAGAGCGCCUCGCACUGCUGGAAACCUCGCGACCUGUUUUCUCAGGGGGGCCUGUUCCGGCAGCUGCUGGAGCUCUGAAUGGUCCCAGCCCAGCAAGUGUCAGCCAGGUACUGUCUUUGCGCGAAGAGGUCCAUCGAGUUCGCAACCGAGUUGGUGUGCUAGAACAGCUAGUCCAAAUCCCCGACGCACAGUUUGGGCAGACAGAACCGAAGAGCCCUCUAUUUGCCGAUGGUUCCCCAAAGUUGGGAUCACCACGCAGGCUGGAGGGGGAUGAAGACAUGAAGCGCAGCUUGUCAGACUUGUGGUGCGCAGUGUCCGGCGAUCAGCGGACUCUGGGCAUCCUGUCCUCCAAGAUGGAGGAUGCCGUCAGAGACUUUUUGAGAUUGCAGACUCGCUUCGAGGCGGCGAUGCCUCAGCUGCUGCAGAUGUUAAGCGAACUUCUGCGACGUAACGGUGGUGGCACGGGCGAAGCUGGAGAUGGGGCCGAGAUGGACGUACUGGUGGCAAUGCAGAAGCUGCUGUUUGGCGCGGAGUCUGGCAUGCCCUUCGUGUCGCCACAAGUCCUCAGAGAGACUUUUGGCGCGUUUGAGGCUGUAAUUCGCAGUGAGCUGGAGCGGCUGCGGGAUGAAUUUUUCAAGGCAGUGGCCGAAAAGGCCAAGAUAGAAGAUAUGGAGUUCUUGGCAGAGCAGACGCGACUGCUGCAUGGACAGCUGCAGAUGCUGUGGCAGAACUUCGAAAAGCUCAUAGCUGGUGAAAAGGAGUCAAACGCAGCCAUUUGGCGGACACCGCUGCACGCAAGAUGCGUAAGCUGUGACAAGAAAGUGGACAUCAAGGGCAUGGUGCUUCUAGAUCGGGAUCCCGCUUUCUUGCCCACGCAGUCGCCCAGUCCGGUUCCAUAUGAACGUGCCAGCUCAGCGCGCCGCGCCCGCGGCCCGCGCGACCUGUGCGGCUCUCGGUUCUCAGGAUUCAUAAUCCUGAUUGUAGGGACCACAAAAGGGACCCUUAAUUUUGGGUAA
Messenger RNA from Symbiodinium pilosum, 1146 nucleotides. The record is from the annotation of a GenBank genome assembly. NCBI's taxonomy places the organism in Eukaryota, Dinophyceae, Suessiales, Symbiodiniaceae.